AUGGAGAAGAAUAGAAAUCACGUUACUGAAGUGAGGGCAAUGAAAAAGUUUUGUACACUUUCAUCUCCAAAAGAUACUUGUCUUGAGUGAAAUUCUGCCAUUUCCCGACACCUUUCCAUUGUCUACAGUAGCCAAAAAGCCUGAAUAUAAGCAGUAUCGUUUCAUAAGUAAAGCAAAGGAGAACUCAAUUUCAAGAAUAUUAAACAGCAACUCGUUCCCAGGUUCAUCAAGGGAAAACAAGGUUGCAUUUCAUGGCUUCAUACAUCACGUGGCUGGUGCUUUGCUCCGUUUUGUGGUCUUGCAAAAUAUCGAUAAACUUUACAAGUUUGGAUGCAUAUUGGUAAGUAGACACUUUCCCACUAGUUUUGGUUGCUAUCGACGCUAAAGAAAACAAAAACAACCCCCUACAAUCCUGAAUUAAGUAAACCCAUACCAAAAGCCAACGUAAAGCAAUGUCCCCAUGAUUCAGCUGUUUUUGCCCACACGUAGAGUCGUACGAGUAGUAGUUUCCAGUCGCGUUACUUUCUGGGCAAAUUUGAAUUCAUUUAAGAUCUUGUAGAAUUCCUGCUUUUUCCUUUGAUAGUCAGGCUGAACUGUGGAACAACUGUUGCGUCGAAAUCUUAUAAAAAUAUUGAUUUUAAAAGAGAAGGGAUCACGGGGUUAAUCCGCUUUAAAUUUGGAAAUGUUGACAGUUGACGGGACCUUAGUACUCGAAGAAAACUGUUAUAAAAGUUAAGAGACAGCAGAACAGACAUUCACAGCCUUGUAAAGUUAGCUUAAUUAACUUCAUAUUUUCAUUUCAUUUUUACUUCCCAAUGCCGGCCCUGUUAUGAUCAUGCAAAAAGGAGAAACAAUUGUUAAUGUUACUUGGUCGCGAGGGAUCAUGCUGUUUAAAGAAUUCUCAAUCCUAUAAGGAAAGCAAUAGUAGUAUGUGUCAUUAAUUUUCUCAUGUGUAAUUCUUCUUAACAGAUUACCGUAAUUUUCAUUUUAGUGUGGACACAUAUUCUAAUGGAAUUUCCUGUAAUUUAUUACUAUAUGUCAUAAUGGUGGCGAAGUAGAAUAUUAAAAAAAAAAUUAAAAAAUACGAUGAAAAAACAUGUUCUAAUAGGGUUGAAACAUGCAUUUUUUGGCCAGCACAUGUUUGACAGCAAAUAAGCAAACUGUCAUGCCAAAGAUUGAAGUUGUUAUCAAACAAAUAGCCCGAGAAAACAGGCGACAUUUUGUAAUGCCACCAUUGGUUUCUCCGCAAAAUGACGUCUGAGAAAUGAGCGCAGAAAUUCCUUACUGAUGACAUGUCACUACCCAGAUCUGGGUAGUGACGCGUCAUCAGUAUGGACUUUCUACCAUUGUUCAGACGUCAUUUCGUGUGGAAACCAGUGGUGGCGCCGUAGAAUGUUGGCUGUUUUCUCAGGCUAUCAAGCCACCAGAAAUCAGGUCAAAUGCUUCAAGCCACUAAAACAGAGGCCUACUUUGCACGUGAACAUUUGUCUAACCCCCUUAAUCCUUCAAAAGCUUGGUGGUAAAACAUGUCAUAUUUGCAACCAAUCAGAUGUUCAUUUUUCGUUUGCAUAUCCAUACUUAGAGUUACUAUUUGCAUAGUUAUGUAAAGCAUUUACUUGUACUGGUCUGUCAUAUCUAGCAAUCAGAUCCACAGUCGAUCUACUACUCAGGGUUAUUAUUUUACUGUUUUUAACAGAUCCAUGAAGAGCCAGGCACAAUUGUUUUAACUAUGACAGACAAAGGUAAAAGUCAUUUGUUUGAGUACUGUUACACAUGAUAAAUACCAUAUUUCCUUGAAUAAUAGCCUUUCCUCGAUUAAUUGUCUCCCUCAAAUUAUCAUCCCCCUAAGGCUCUUGAUGGGAAUAUUUAAAAUAAUCGCCUCCUUUGAAUAAUGGCCCCCUUCUACCCUUCUUGUUAUUUUCUCUUUCUUUUAUCCCCUCCCUGUCAAGUUUAAGUGCAAUGUGAUCCAGCAAAACUGAUCAGUGAUGAUUCAAGCUCUGAAAAUCAAGGGACUAAAUUUGGAACACUUAAAACACCUAUGUUCAGUUUAUUUGAUGUAAUUAUUUUUUGAUGGGAAAAUAAUACAAAAUAUUUAGGGCGCGAAUUCCAGUUUUAGCAAUAUAUUUGAAAAAACUGCCUCCCUUUCACCUUCCCUUGAAUAAUUGCCCCCUUCUUUUGCAAAAAUAGAAAUAAUCAUCCCCAGCUAUUAUUCAAGGAAAUACGGUAUGUUGAAGUUUGUAAGAUUUUUUGCGCCUAAUUCCUUACUAGUCAAUUUGAAGUUAUAGUGACCCAUGCCAUGUUAAAAUGUAUGCCUGCAUGUUUAUCUAGUUACCCAAGUCAUUAAUAUAUUAAAUAAAAUUGAUGCUUUAUCCAUUACUAAUUAGUGGAUUAGUUAAGAACAUGGCGCUCAAAAACAAAUUCAUUCAAAGUAAAAUAUGAAAACGUAUCUUGAAUCUCUUCCACCUUAGCCUUUACAUCAUCUUAUGCCUCACUUGAUGUUAAAACAGUUAUAGCCUGCUGUUACUGUUCUCCCCACCACUUCUCUUUUUCUGCUUAUCUUUUGUUAACGUUUUUUGUAUAAUUUCUACUAUUGAAUGGCAAAUAAAUAAAAUAAAAUAAAUAAAUAGAUAAAUAAAGGCAAGAAGGUACGCAACUGAGCUUAAGAAUGACGCAAAGUUUCAGACUACAGUAUCUGCAGUUGAUUCAAAGUCCCCUUGUGGUAUGUUUAGCUCAUGAAAAGUUUGCUGUCUGAACUGGGUACUUAUCUUGUGUAUUACUUGUGGCUUAUAGUGCACUUAUGUACAUUUGUAUGUACUUACAUGUAUAAUGCAUACAUGUACAUGUGUAUGGACUGUAUAGUUAAUGCAGGCACCAUAGAUUAACUGCAUGAUGCUAUUUACAGAAUGAUAAAAACCCACAAUAAAACAUUUGUGUACCUUCUUCUAACAUGGAUGAAACAUUUCAAAUGGUACUGAAUUAUCAGAUGUUAGGUAACAUCAUAUUCAGUGUAAUGUUCUUGCUUAAUUCUCUGUCAAGUCCAAAAUACAAAAUAGUCCCUUUCCCAGUUUUACAGUGUAGCAGUAAAAAGUUAUUCUUCUUUUAUUUUUUUAUAAUCCAAAUUGCUGCUUUCUGCUAUUAUCUAAGUUAGUAGCAUUUAUAUUUAUAUUAUGACCUUAUUACAAAAUGAUAUGUGUUGAUUUUUAAAAUUAUAGGUGUAUUUCUUUCAUUGGCCCAAAAGGCCAAAAAUGGUUUUUUUGGUUUGUAUGUUUAAAAUUUUCAGAGGUACUUCUCUGCAGGGAGGCCUGACUUUCAGAAGGAUUAAAGAAACCAGUAAAUUCUCUCAGGGGGAUAUCUUAUUUAAUUUGACAAGUUUAAUAAUAUUAUUUUACUGCAUUAAGGGGGCAGCAUUUAUGGACUAGUGGUUAAAGCGCUGGACUUGUAGUUGUAAAUUCAGAGGCCGCGAGCUCUAGUUCUGUCCUGACUGCUAGCUGGAUUUGUUCUCGGUGGUCCUGGGAUCCUUGAUCAUACUUGCAAAUAGCCAGCUGAUUUCCUUCAGCCAGUUGGGACUCUUAACCCUGUUAAGUUUAAUUUGAAUUAUUUGUUUCUGACAUUUGGUCAGUUCCCCUAGCAUUAGUGCUAUAAAUACUUCCAAGCGUAAACAAAGGAUAUUACAAUUAAUAAUAGUAAUUAUUAUUGUCAUUGAUAUUACAGGUUCUGAGUCUGAACAAGUGCCUGCAGCUGCAAAUGCAGUGGAUAGUAGUCCACCUCCCUAUCCAUCAGAGCUCCCACCUCCUUAUAUACAGCAGCCUGGUUACCAAGCACCACCCAGUUAUGAAGUUCCACCAGGUUACCAAGGACCCCCUGCCUAUCAAACUUUACCUGGUUACCCAGCUGGGCAAGUGUAUCAAGGUGUUCCUGUUGGUUAUGUGGUUGCCACCGUAAGUUUUGAGUUUGUUGACCUGCAAAUACCUGUAGUUGACUAAUAAAAACUGGACACGCAGGUCCUUGUUUUAAUUUAAGUAUUUGAAAUUUCAUACAGUGUAAGAAACAGUUACUCUCCCCUCAAGUGACAGAGAUCUUUUCAUUCAGAGGGACACCAAACACCUGGAAUUCAUGGAAAGCUCCUUGAAACUUCUGUUAAAUUCCACCAUCUUGAUUAAAACUGAUGGGAUUUUUUCUGUCAGCUAUUAUCUCUCUGGAGGGGGGGCUACUCAAGGGAAGUUUGGGCAGAGGUGCAGUGCCGCUGAUCAGGUCUUCAAACCCCGACCCUGUUAAGACAAAAAUUGUUCAUUAUGCUAUGCUGUUUAAGACAAGAGACCUCAUUAAUUUUUAGGACCCUGUUCCAUUUUAUUUUAGACUGCUUUUUGCCAACCUUCACACUCUUUUAAAGAAUUCUGUUCCAAGGACACCUUGUUCAAGAUGCUAAAGAGUGAAAUUGUAUACCCUAUUUAAGAUUCAAGACCCUGAAAACCAUACCCUGUUCAGCAUCACAUACCCGUAAAGGCCAAUAAGGGAGUGCCCCUCCCCGGCGGGCUAUGUACUCUUUCUAUACAAACAGUUGUAGAGAGCAAUGUUUAUUCACAUAUCUAAGUUCACACCUAUAAAGCUACUUUAACAUUAUUUUGCAAACUUCACCCCUGGUUAUACUUGAUGUUCACAGCAACCAAGUUCUUAUGUGGUUCAACCUACAUCCGUGCAGGAUAUUCCCCCUGACUAUCAAGGCCUUUCUUGGUUUUCCUGUCUGUGUUGUUGUUGGCCUCUUGGAAUUGUAGCCAUACUAAAGUCAAAUGAGGUAAGGCUUUAAAUAACUUGUUGGCUUAACAUAUCUUAGGUCUAUUUUUCAGGGUUCAUACACAUCUUGAAAUUCCAGUGGUCUGAUUUUAUGGCCUUGAAAUUGGUUUUUGGUUCUCGGAAGUCCUUGCUAUCGAAGAACAUCUACAUUAUCAACACUUUAAAAAUGAACUACAGUAGGUUUUAAUGUAGAGAGUGGAAAUGCAGACAGAAUUAAUUUUUACAAAAUAUGUGUAACAUGCACACUUAUACAGUCACUGAGUUAGAGGUGUAACUUAUCAACUUUUUUCAUCCAUUCUGAAUUUCACUUAUAAAAGGUGAGCCAUACAUCAAUGGCCUUAAUGUGUGUUCAUAAUUCACUCUCAGUUCUCAUUAAUUCUCCUAAAAUAUCUACAAAAUUUCAAAGAACAGUCCUUGAGUUUUUGGCUUGAAAAAGUCUAUGAACCCUGAACUUAAAAACUUUGGAUAAGUAAUUGCAGAAACUCAAACCCCUUAUGAGUUUCUGGUUUCUGGUAAUUGUUAUAUAGCUGGAAAUUUUUUCCCAACAGUGCGUGCUCUUAUUGGUUACUUCAAGGUCACAUGACAUCAAACAAUGAAACUGUUUCCCACCAAAAUCUCUGAGCGGCAACAUUACAAAGACUAUAACGUCAGAGGGUAACAGUGCACUGUCACCUGCCAAUGUUGACUAACGACCACCAUUGCAGGGAGGUUUAAUGAAUUUACAGCUUCAAAAUUUCCAGCUACAUAACAAAUCAAAGAAUUAGCAGGAGAAUUGGAGCCAAUCAGAAAAUUAAUGGCAAAGUAGUUUGAAUUAUGAAUAAUAAUUUGUUCCACCUCAGGAACCAUUAAGAUUCUGGGGAAACAAAAUUAACUGUUUCCUUCCCUCAGGACCAGUCUUUAAGUGUUUAUUAUUACAUAUUGACAGUCUUGUCUCAGUAUAGAAAAUAAUGAGUGGUUAAGAGCAUAGUGGAUGAAGUCAUUGGAUUUCAUGACCACUGUGAGAAAGUGAUUGUAUUAAUAUUGAUGUCAAACAAUACUUUAUUGAGAAUUUCCCUUCCAAUCAGAGUCUGGUUUUUAGUCCUUUUCUACUAGCCUGGGGAGGGGACCAGGGGUCCAUUUCUCCAAUAACUUUCGGGCCCGAAAUCACAUAUUCAAAUCAAAAUAAAAAGAAUAAGAGCAUGGAUCCUGGCUAGCAAAUUACUCCAUUUUGUUUCAUUAACCAAUAGUUUUGUCAUGUUAGAUGCAAAACUAUUGAAACCUCUAUCUUGCAUGUAAACAACAAGAGCUUUACGGGCCCGUUAAUUAUCGGGACUUCGAGAAACGGGCCCCAGGCUCCUUAUUAGGAAUAUAUGGGGAACAAUGGGGCUACCGCAAAGAAAACUAGGUUAAACAAGAAGGGGAUUGAGGAGGGAAGGGGGUUCUCACUGCCCUUCCCCCCCUCUCUCAGUCCCUUGCUUGGUUUACCCCGAUUUAAUAUUUCCUUUUUAUUCAAUCAAAGAGGCUGGUCCCAUGCUACUUUUCUUUCUGCAGUGUAAACAAAGAAAUAAAAUUGGGAUGAUAAAGGAUUAAAAGAAUUUUUUUUCUUUAAUUAUUUUCAGGUUAAGAGCUCCCUUUCCCGUGGAGAUUUUCAAUCUGCUAGAAUCGCUUCCAAUUCUGCACGGAAUUUUGCUUACGCUGCCAUUGGAAUUGGAGUUGGUUUUUUAGUAAUGUAUAUCAUUGCUAUGGUACUUGUAUUUACAAUCGUUGCUAGUAGCAAUUAAACUUAUCUAUGUAUACCAACAUACAAUAUUUUAUAAAUAUUGUUUUAGGACAAAUAAUAGAACAGAAACCUAGAACUCUAAUUUCAGGUUAGUUAAUUCUUGUAGUCGGAUUUACUAUGUACAGCAGACCUUUUGUUAUUUAUAAGAGGGCGAAAUUGGCGAGAAAAUUGGGAGAGGUGAAAUUUUCGCCAUUGGAAAAAGAGGGG
Molecule: messenger RNA, 6757 nt
Organism: Porites lobata
Lineage: Eukaryota; Metazoa; Cnidaria; Anthozoa; Scleractinia; Poritidae
Source: the annotation of a GenBank genome assembly